GCCGUUCUUAAGGGCGGGGAGCGGUGCCGCCCGGUGGAGCUGCGCCCCGCGGAGCGGAUGGAGCGGCUCGGGGUGUCCCUGGCCCUGUUGGGGCUCGCGUGCUGCUGGGGGGCGGGGGCCGAACGCCACACCGUCUUCUGGAACAGCUCCAACCCCCGGUUCCUCCAGAACGAUUACACGGUGGAGCUGCGCCUCAACGAUUACUUGGACAUCAUCUGCCCACACUAUGAGGAGGGGAGCGCGGACCCCCGCGCCAUGGAGCGUUACACCCUCUACCUGGUGGAGCUCGAGGACUAUCGGAGCUGUAAACCCAGCUCCAAGGAGCAGAUCCGCUGGGAAUGCAACAAACCCAGCGCCCUACACGGCCCCGAGAGGUUCUCCGAGAAGUUCCAGCGCUUCACCCCCUUCUCCUUGGGCAAAGAGUUCAAGGAAGGGCACAGCUACUACUACAUCUCUCAGCCCAUCCACCACCACGGUGAAGCGUGCCUGAAGCUGAAGGUGACGGUGACGGGCAAAGGCACUCAAGCACCGCCUGUCCCUGCAGCCACCCAGAAAGGGAGGAUCCAGGCAGACGAUGCGGCCGCGCACGUGCUGAGGAGUGUGGGGCAGAACUCGGCGAUGAGGGGCAGCAGCCCCAUCACCUUCAUCAGCAUCCUCCUGCCCCUCCUGGUGCCGCAGGGGCUGUGAAAACCACUCGGAUGCGAACCCUAAAACAUCCAGAGCUGAAAGGGACCCACAAAGAUCAUCGAGUCCAACUCCUCUCCCUGAAUAUAUGGACCAAAGCUGUGGCCGCGGGCGAUGGAGUGGGGAUGUUCGGAACCGCCGUGGUCUUUGUGUCCUCACCGGGGUGACCUGCAUACAACGGGGAGCGGAAAGGCUUUGUCGAACUGAGCAAGGAAAGGAUUUGUCAGUAUUACAAGAGGGCCCGAAGCGAAGCUGAGCAGCCGAAACCCUCAGUCUGCCUCAGUUUCCCCCAGCGCUUGUGGGCAAGAUGUUCUCCGGGCAGGAUGCUCGAGUCUGGAGCUAAAACUGAGCAUCAGCCCUGGACUGGAGGGAAGUGGGGGGCUGGUACCCCCACCCCAAGAGCUGGGCUCGCCCCUUGGGUCUCUCCAGGCUCAGCUGUGAUUGUCCUGCAGGUGAGGAUGUGGCCAGUGGCCCCGUGGCCAGUGCUGGCCGUGGCAGCGGUCCCUUGGUGCCACCAGCUCUGGGAGCAUGGACUGGAGAUGCCUGAGCCAGCAGAGCUGCAGGAAACAACCCCCCUUCCCCAUCCUCAUCCCACUACACCUGGGGGUGACGGGACCUGCUCCCCCUUUUCCCCUCCUUCAUCCCAUCACACACUGGGGUGACGGGACCUGCUCCCCCUUUUCCCCUCCUUCAUCCCAUCAUACCUGGGGGUGAUGGGAGCUGCUCCCUCUUUUCCCAUCCUCAUCCCACCUCGCAUGGAGGUGAUGGGAGAUGUUCCUCUUUCCCAUCCUUCAUCCCAUCACACAUGGGGGUGAUGGAGCUGCUCCCCUUUCCCAUCCUUCAUCCCUUCCUACAUGGGGGUGAUGGAGCUGCUCCCCUUUCCCAUCCUUCAUCCCUUCCUACAUGGGGGUGAUGGAGCUGCUCCCCUUUCCCAUCCUUCAUCCCUUCCUACAUGGGGGUGAUGGAGCUGCUCCCCUUUCCCUUCCUUCAUCCCCUCCUACGUGGAGGUGAUGGGAGUUGCUCCCCUUUCCCAUCCUUCAUCACAACUGGGGGUGACGGAGCUGCUCCCCUUUCCCUUCCUUCAUCACAACUGGGGGUGACGGGACCUGCUUCCCUCUUUCCCCAUCCUUCAUUCCACUGCCAAGGGGGGUGACGGGACCUGCUCCCCUUUCCCCAUCCUUCAUCCCAUCACACAUUGGGGUGAUGGGAGCUGCUCCCUCUUUUCCCAUCCUCAUCCCACCUCACAUGGAGGUGAUGGGAGAUGUUCCUCUUUCCCAUCCUUCAUCCCAUCACACAUGGGGGUGAUGGAGCUGCUCCCCUUUCCCAUCCUUCAUCCCUUCCUACAUGGGGGUGAUGGAGCUGCUCCCCUUUCCCAUCCUUCAUCCCUUCCUACAUGGGGGUGAUGGAGCUGCUCCCCUUUCCCAUCCUUCAUCCCCUCCUACAUGGGGGUGAUGGAGCUGCUCCCCUUUCCCAUCCUUCAUCACAACUGGGGGUGACGGGACCUGCUCCCCCCUUUCCCCAUCCUUCAUUCCACUGCCAAGGGGGGGGUGACGGGACCUGCUCCCCCUUUCUCCUUCUUUAUCCCUCCACACAUGGGGGUGAUGGAGCCGCUCCUUUGGAUGCCCCCCCCCCACCCCCCCCCCCCUCG
This is a messenger RNA of Cuculus canorus (common cuckoo), 2332 nucleotides long. RefSeq names its product ephrin A1 (gene EFNA1). The transcript is spliced from 5 exons. Gene Ontology annotation, molecular function: ephrin receptor binding. NCBI's taxonomy places the organism in Eukaryota, Metazoa, Chordata, Aves, Cuculiformes, Cuculidae. Gene Ontology annotation, biological process: ephrin receptor signaling pathway; axon guidance. The record is from RefSeq and is a predicted model, not a curated record. The coding region runs from base 58 to 687 and encodes 209 amino acids. Gene Ontology annotation, cellular component: plasma membrane.